Molecule: messenger RNA, 474 nt
Organism: Recurvomyces mirabilis
Lineage: Eukaryota; Fungi; Ascomycota; Dothideomycetes; Mycosphaerellales; Teratosphaeriaceae
Exons: 2
Coding region: 1-474 (157 amino acids)
Source: RefSeq, a predicted model, not a curated record
AUGGCGGGCAUGAGUGGGAAGCGGCUACAGAAGGAGUUGGCCAAGAUCCAAGGCGUCCUCCCCCCGGGCAUCACCCUCGUCUCCGCCCCGGACCUCCAAACCUGGCACAUGGACCUCCGCAUCCUCGACAACCCCCUCUACCCACCCCACGACCACUACCGCCUCAAAUUCUCCUUUUCCAAAAACUACCCCAUCGAGGCCCCCGAGGUCGUCUUCCUACGUCUCACAACCGAUCCACGGCGGGACAUUCCAAUCCAUCCUCAUAUUUACAGCAAUGGCAUUAUUUGCUUGGAUUUGCUCGAUGCCCAGGGUUGGAGCCCCGUGCAUAAUGUCGAGAGUAUUUGUAUAAGUAUUCAGAGUAUGUUGGCGAGUAAUACCAAGGAUGAGCGGCCGCCGGGAGAUGCGGAGUUUGUGAGGAGUAAUCGCGCCAGGCCGAGGGAUAUCAACUUUUUGUAUCAUGAUCCUUCGGUGUGA